Molecule: messenger RNA, 2291 nt
Organism: Zingiber officinale
Lineage: Eukaryota; Viridiplantae; Streptophyta; Magnoliopsida; Zingiberales; Zingiberaceae
Product: beta-hexosaminidase 3-like
Exons: 14
Coding region: 182-1777 (531 amino acids)
Biological process (GO): glycosaminoglycan metabolic process; carbohydrate metabolic process
Cellular component (GO): membrane
Molecular function (GO): beta-N-acetylhexosaminidase activity
Source: RefSeq, a predicted model, not a curated record
UUCUCUGAUCCCUCAGUUCCUUUUAUGUCGUUCCUGUUCUUGUGCUUGCUCUUGCAAUCCGGCCUUAGCCAUUCGCGUUGCUCGAAAUGCAGCAAAAAUCGCUCAUUUAGAACCAUUCUUUCUGUUUUGCUCUCUCAAUUCCAUCUUUGUUUGGUAAAAAGAUUGCCCCUUUUCUCUUGAAAUGCUGAUGGAAAAGGGAAAUGGGGGAAGAGGAGUUGCGCUCUUGCUCGGGUUCCUUGCUUUUUUCGCGCUGGCGUUUGGCGGAGAAGACGAAGGAGUUAGCGUCUGGCCGAUGCCCAAGUCGGAGAGCCAUGGCUCGCAGACGCUGUCCUUGAGCAAGGAUUUCAAGUUGACGACAAGGGGAAGCAACUACCCGGACGGCUCCGGGCUAUUGAAGGAAGCUUUUUGGAGGAUGGUUGAUGUGGUCCAAGUGAAUCAUAUUGUUGAUGGCCGAGUUCCAAGUUCGAUGGUGCUCGCUGGGUUAAAUGUCGCAAUUUCUUCAGCAGAUGAUGUGCUGAAUUUUGGGGUUGAUGAGUCCUAUAAAUUGGAUGUUCCUGCUGUUGGAGGUCUCAUAUAUGCAAAUGUAGAGGCACAAACUGUUUAUGGAGCGCUUCAUGCUUUGGAGACUUUCAGUCAAUUGUGCCACUUUAAUUUCGAUGAGAGAAUUGUUGAAUUACAUUCAGCUCCUUGGUCUAUUUUUGAUGAACCAAGGUUUCCUUAUCGUGGACUUCUUAUUGACACUUCUCGGCAUUACCUACCUCUACCAGUAAUGAAAGUUGUUAUUGAUUCAAUGACCUAUAGUAAGUUGAAUGUGCUUCACUGGCACAUUGUGGAUGAGCAAUCCUUCCCCUUGGAGAUACCUUCAUUUCCAAGAUUGUGGUUUGGCUCAUACUCUUAUUCCGAGCGGUACACUGUGGCCAAUGCUCUUGAAAUUGUACAUUAUGCACAAAGAAGGGGAAUAAAUGUCUUGGCUGAGAUUGAUGUUCCAGGCCAUUCUCACUCCUGGGGUGUUGGAUAUCCUGAUUUAUGGCCAUCAUCAGAUUGCAAUCAGCCUCUUGAUGUCAGUAAGGAGUUCACAUUCGAAGUAAUAGAAGGAAUUCUUUCUGAUUUCUCAAAGAUUUUCAACUUCAAGUUUGUCCACCUAGGAGGUGACGAAGUAAACACAAGUUGCUGGUCUGAUACCCCUCAUGUAAAGGAAUGGUUGAAUAAACAUGGGAUGACUGAAUCUGAUGGCUACAAGUACUUUGUUUUGAGGGCACAAAAAAUAGCUAUAUCGCAUGGAUAUGAAGUCAUCAAUUGGGAAGAGACUUUCGACAACUUUGGGAAACAACUAAGCCCUGAAACUGUAGUUCAUAACUGGCUCGGCGAUGGAGUAGCGGAGAAGGUGGUCGCUAUGGGACUUAGAUGCAUCGUCAGCAACCAGGACAAGUGGUAUUUAGAUCACUUAGAUGCUACAUGGGAGGGGUUCUACAUGAAUGAACCCCUCACAAACAUUACUAUCCCUGAACAACAAAAACGAGUUAUAGGCGGUGAGGUGUGCAUGUGGGGAGAACAAAUUGAUGCAUCUGAUAUCGAGCAAACCAUUUGGCCAAGGGCUGCAGCUGCUGCAGAACGACUGUGGACUCCUAUUGAGAAACUAGCAAGUGAUCCAACACUAGUUACAGGGAGACUGGCUCAGUUCAGGUGUUUGCUCAACCAGAGGGGGAUUGCUGCUGCACCAUUAGCAGGACCUGGACGUGCCCCUCCGGUAGGGCCUGGUUCUUGCCUGAAACAGUAAAGGAGGUUUUGGAUUUGACUAACCAGUCGAUUGGUCAUUUCAUUUUUAAGGUUAGUGGCAGUAGUAUUUUGCUUCAAGUCAAUCAUGCAAUUCUGAUGUUGAGCAAUUUUACAUUUUGUCAAUAAAGCGACACAUUUAUCAUUAAUAAUGAAAUUAUUUCACCAUGUUCAUGUUGAAUAAGUGUGAAUGGAGAAAAGAUGGUAGAGAAGAAACUCCAUUGUAAAUGAGACUUUAGUUCCACAUUAAAAAAUUUCAAGGCAAAUUUGUUGGUUUAUAUUCAUUCACAUACAUUGAGGAUGUGAACAAAUACAUGGGGAGAGACUUUCUUUCACGUGUAGGUGCGUAGGGGGGUUGUAAAUCCAUGGCCCGGAUUGCACUGAACCAAGUUGACUCGUGCGCGAGCGCGACCUGCGCACACGAAUGCCAGACCGGUUGGUACAAAAUUUGCUCAAGCGGAACAACCAUUCAGUUCGUCGUGACCAUCAGUGCUUGGUGGAGUUCAUGGUAGACCGUU